GUUACUUCCCGGGUGAUGACAGGUCGGGCGGAAUCUUUAACACUGCGGCCACGGCAAGUGACAGUACCACGAUGGAAGUCACUGUGCAAAUGUGCCUCCGCUAUAGUAAACCUAUCCUCAUCGUUCUCACCCUGUUCGGUCUCAUCUUCAUCCAGCACAAUAUCAGCAAUGUGGAGAGUUGGAAGAAUUACUUGGUGCCAGCACUGUACAAGGUCCAAAACCGCAUCCAGCCGUCCAACCUUUCUGAAACCCACCAAGCGUUUCAUCACAAGCGCACCCCUUACUGUCCACAUCUGGCCCAGCCACUGUCACCUGAAGAAGAGCUGGAGGAACGCAACUUGUUGGACCUCAUCGCCUGGCCCAAGCCGCCCUCUGGCCCCGAAGCACCCGACUUGUCCCAGACAAGUGACCCGGUCCAUAGUCACUUCACAAUUGUCCCUGCCAAAAACUGGUCCGUGGGCGACCAGCUGGAAGUGCAGGUCCAACUGCGGGACUUCAAGGGCCGACCCAAGCGCUACGGCGGCGAUUUGCUGUUGGCCAGGUUGCACUCCCCAGAAUACAGGGCGGGUGUGGCCGGGCAGGUGCUGGACCACAGGAACGGACUUUAUUCCGCUCGAUUCCCGCUGUUGUGGGAGGGCUCGGCUCAGGUUGACGUCGUGAUGGUCCACUCGAGCGAGGCUGUGGCCGUGUUGCAGAGGCUGAGAGAGAAACGACCCGAUCGGCUUUACUUCUCCAGCAUAUUUAGCCAAGGUAAUCAUUCUGAGAAGAUGGUGUGCAACAUGUGUCUGCCGCCAGACCAGGGGCCACUCUGCAACUUUACGGACCUUCACACCGGCGACCCUUGGUAUUGCUACAAGCCCAAAAUGCUCAGCUGCGACACCAGAAACAAUUACGUCCUCGAAGGCUCCCUCGAAAACAUCAUCAACAGCAAGGAAGCGUUGCUCUUUCAAAGUGGCGUGAACAUUAAAGUUCCAAUCCAUGCUUCCACAUCGAAUGCCAUCAUCGUGCUUCCUUCCAGGAAAGGAGACAGCACUCAAAAACUGGACCACGCAAAGGUGGCAACGUCUGGAUACUACUACCAGGACAUUUGGAGGUCAUUGGGUGGCGUAACCAAGCGCCAGUUUGAUGGUGCGUCCAUCACUCAGUGUUUGACCAACAAGUUGACUGUGAUUCCAGGGAUAAAAGAAUUCAAACAGGAGGGUGGAGUAAAAGUGGGGCCCUUCAUGGCCGUGGACCUCACCCACAAUAUUCUGCUCAAGUUUCGUUUCCACGGCCCACCCAUCGUCAGCCGCACCGCCGUGAUGGCACGCAAGUUGCGCUACAUUGCCAACGAGCUGGACGGCCUGACCGGCGGUCCCGACACGGUGGUGGCGCUCAGCCUCGGGGCUCACUUUGCCCCCUUCCCCGUGGAGGUGUACCAACACCGCCUCCGGCAGAUCCGCAAGGCGGUGGUGCGACUCCUGGACCGGGCGCCUGGGACGGUGGUGGCGGUCCGCACGCCCAACCCUCGAGCUCAGGAUCGGGACCUCAGCCUGAAGUUCAGUGACUGGUUUUCGCUGCAGCUGGACACGGUGCUGCGCGCCACGUUCGAGGGUCUUGACGUUUUGCUGGUGGACGCUUGGCAGAUGUGUGUGGCGCACCACCAACCUCACGACGUGCACCCUCCUAGGGCCAUUGUGAAAAACAUGGUAGACAUGAUGUUGUCCCACGUUUGUCGUGACAGAACCAAGAAGACUGAAUGAUAUGUAUCUAUAAAUCAAACUAGGUGAAGUAGAAACCAGUUUAUGGCUCCGAAGCACUCGACUUGUCCCAGACAAGUGACCCGGUCCAUAGUCACUUUACAAUUGUCCCUGCCAAAAACUGGUCCGUGGGCAACCAGCUGGAAGUGCAGGUCCAACUG
Syngnathus acus (greater pipefish) is the source of this 1900-nucleotide messenger RNA. RefSeq names its product NXPE family member 3-like. Lineage: Eukaryota; Metazoa; Chordata; Actinopteri; Syngnathiformes; Syngnathidae. The record is from RefSeq and is a predicted model, not a curated record.